Herpailurus yagouaroundi (jaguarundi) is the source of this 3289-nucleotide messenger RNA. It is a transcript of the gene GUCD1, whose product is annotated as guanylyl cyclase domain containing 1. The record is from RefSeq and is a predicted model, not a curated record. The transcript has 6 exons. NCBI's taxonomy places the organism in Eukaryota, Metazoa, Chordata, Mammalia, Carnivora, Felidae. The coding region runs from base 170 to 892 and encodes 240 amino acids.
GCGGCCCUGCCACCGCCUCCUCUUCUCCCCACCGCGGUGGCGGUGGCAGUGGCGGCGGCAGCGGCGGCGGAGGAACCUGACACGCACCGGCCCCACUCCCGCCCCAGUCGAAGCCGAAGCUGCAGCCGGCGCCGGGCGGGGGCCAUGGGCGCCCCGCGCGGCCCGGGUCAUGAGGACGGAGGCGGAGGCAGCGGGGCCGCCGCUCGAGCCCGGAGACUUUGUGCAGCUGCCCGUGCCCAUCAUCCAGCAGCUCUACCACUGGGACUGCGGCCUGGCCUGCUCCAAAAUGGUGCUGCGGUACCUGGGCCAGCUGGACGACAAUGAGUUUGAGAGUGCCCUGCAGGAGCUGCGACUAACCAGGAGCAUCUGGACCAUUGACCUGGCUUACCUAAUGCGCCACUUUGGUGUGAGGCACCGUUUCUGCACACAGACCCUAGGCGUUGACAAGGGCUACAAGAACCAGUCCUUCUACAGAAAGCACUUUGACACAGAGGAGACCCGGGUGAACCAGCUGUUUGCACAAGCCAAGGCCUGCAAGGUGCUGGUGGAAAAAUGCACAGUGAGCGUGCAGGAUAUCCAGGAGCACCUGGCACAGGGCCACGUGGCCAUUGUGCUGGUGAACUCUGGGGUGUUGCACUGCGACCUCUGCUCCAGUCCUGUCAAGUACUGCUGCUUCGCCCCCAGCGGCCACCGCUGCUUCUGCCGGACCCCUGACUACCAGGGCCACUUCAUUGUUCUGCGUGGCUACAACCGCGCCACUGGCUGCAUCUUCUACAACAACCCAGCCUAUGCUGACCCAGGAAUGUGCAGCACCAGCAUCAGUAACUUCGAGGAGGCCAGAACCAGUUAUGGCACAGAUGAGGACAUCCUCUUUGUCUACUUGGACAGCUGACGGCGGGAGCCUGGUGUGCCCAGGCCCUCACACCCCACCCUGCCACACCCCAGUCAGGCCCACUCAGGAGGCCUUGGCACAGGCCCCGAGUUGCUAGGGCUUGGAUGCAGAACUGCAUCCAGCCUUGGCCCAUGUGACAAAGCCCCAGGGAAUUCUUGGAGCCCAAGGCAUGCCUGCUUUGUCCACCAGCGUUGCGCGUGUCAUCAUGCCACUUACCCUGCACACCUGCUGGUUGCUGGAGGCCUCCGCAGAGCAUCUGAGUAGAGCCUCCCCUGGGACCCCAGGCCCGACUCCAACCAUGCCCAGGGGACUUCCAGCCCCGUGGGUGCCUUUGUUGCCUGCAAACCAGACCCAGGUGGAGAAGGCUGAGCUCGUCUCCCCACAGACCUGGGGGCUGAGCCCUGGAGAUGCCGCUUGUCAGGAUGGCAUCUGUGUGUUUGGAGACCAUGUAGCCAACCCCAACUCCCAGGGCUGCAGAUUGCUCCAGGCCUUGCUGGGAACUGCCCUCCCCCCUGUCCCCCCCAGAAGUGCUAUAGACCUCCCUGUGCCCUUUGGUGAAUGCCGCCACUCUCUCACGCCUCCCCGUGGAUCCAAGUUCCUGUGGCUGGUUGUCAGACCUCUGGGCCCUGAGGAGGGCUGGGCCUCAGGCCAAAAGGACCCUGAACCCUACCCCUCACCCUGCACCCUCCAGGUACUAUAGCAUUGUAGGGUGGAGGGCCCUGAGGGGAGUAGACAGGGCCCUGGCUCUUGCUGGCUGAAUGUACUCUGAGAAUGCCUGACCCUGAGGGCCAAGAACAGCCACUUGAGUCCCAAAGAUCCCCCCCCGCCAACCCAUGAGGCCUCCUGACACUAGCCUAAGCCCUGACAGUGGGGCCCAUUCUCUGGGUAUGGGGAGCCCCAAGCCUCACAGUGCUGGAGGUGCUGGGGUGCUAGGGCCUGCACUGCUGAGGCAGUGGCGGGGGAUAGCCUGUGGCCUCCCACCCACCCCAGUGUUCAUGCCAGGACAUUUUGCACAGAAAGUUGGGUCUCUUUUUUUCUUGACAGAGAAAGGUGGUACCUGCCCAGGAUCACAUAGCACUGCACGUAGCAUGGACUAUUUGUUUUGUUUUGUUUUGUUUUGUUUUUUUGAGAUUUAAGCUUUCACUUGUGGGGAGUGAGAGUCACCCUCAAGUAAGACAAUAAUAGUGAGAUUCAGGUACUUCAGAACCACUGACACCUCUCUUCAUAGGGCAGAUAAGCCAGCCCAAGUUCUCUUUCAAAGAGAAAGGGACUCACAGCUGGUGGGCUGAGUGCCAGGACCCUUCACUUUAUAGACAAAAUCCGGCCAUCAGUCUGGGGACAGUAUGUCCAGGACAGUGGUGGGCCUGGGUCUUGAAUGCAGAUCUGCACCUAAAAACUAAGGGAAAUGGAUCAUUCCCAAAGGGGCUGAGGACACCCACCCCUCAUGAGCGGUCAUUGGCAAGGGAGCAAGGCUACCCCAAGAGCCAUAUGGCAGCUGCCAUCCCUCUGGACCGCAAACCAUGCUCAGCAUCUGCUCCCACCAGCCGGCUGGCAUCUCCCCACCAUGGCUGCUCUGAGGGGCAGAGGUGGGCUCUGUUUAUGAGGGCUGUCAGACCACCCAGCCAAAUUGCUCCUCGGCACCAGAUGCAGCCUUUGGCCGCGACAGAGGCGCUAUUAGCUGGUUAGCUAACAGGUCAGCCACCCUAAUUUCAGAGACUAGCAUUGCCUUCAGACUGGUCUCGUCUCUUUUGCCUUAAUGCUGGGUGGCCCAAGAUCCCAGGGAACUCUGGUUUCACGCCCAGGAGUACCAUGUGUGGCAGCUGAGGUUUGGGCGUCCUCAGGAAGGGUCUGGCUAAAAUUGUGGUAAGAAUAGAUGCAUCAAGGAAGGCAAUGAGGAAGCGAAGCUGUGGAUGACUGGUGGGGCUGUCAUGGAGAGCGGCCUCCACGGAGAGUGGUCACAGCACCUCAGUCCAUCGUGUGACAUUUAGAAACACUCAGUCCCUGGGCAGGCCACAAGUUAGAGGUCACCUGGUCACCUGCCAGAGGUCAUCUGGCAGAUUAACAAGAAAGCUACCUGUGCCUGAGACAGUGCCAUCUGCCCGGGGAGGGUCAUGGGGGUAGGAUGCAAACCACGCUACGUUGUGUUCUUGCACAUGUCAUGAAAACAAGGCUGGAGAGAGCCCAGACUUCAGGAACUUCUGCCCAUAGCAUGUGGCACCCAUGACCCCUGUCCACUUGCUAGGGGCCCAGCGAAGCCACACUGGACGGUUGGUUUUGUUCACUCCAGCCACAGGGACAAAAGGGAUCUUUUGCAUUGCAGAGAUUUUCUACAUAUAUAUAUUUUGUUUGUAAUGAGCCAUUCUCAAUAAACAUUAUUCUCACUGCAAAAUGAUGGCA